AUGCGAUGGUCCGUAUUUCUGCCGUCUCUUGAUCACUAUGUGCCUGCAACGGCCAACUUGCCGGCAACAUAUCGAAAACUUUGCAGCGUCCUUUCCUGGGUAUAUUCUAUUGCCAUCACUGUGUCGGGCGUUUUUAUCACCUGGAACGGAAUCUCUUUGGAGAGAGGCAAUGCAACUUGGACUCUCUGUCUACGCUCGACCAUUUUACUAGUCUCACCUUUCUUCAUGCGGAUGUUUCUACGGCUAGACUUUACCCAGUCAAUCACCUCACUCAUGAGCACUAGUCAAAUUUGCGCAUCCAGGCGCUCUGACAGCCUUGUCAUGCCCAUCCCGAAAUUAACGAGUCUGGCACACCUUUCAUAUCCGUAUGCAAGCUUGCCUGUUGUCGAUGAGGAAACACAUAUCCUGUCUUUUGGAUCCGAAUUCCCUGCCGUUCCUCGCCCUCCAAUGCAUCCUGUUGCUCCGCUGCAUGUUACCGAAUUUCCUGUAAUACUCCACCUCCGCCUCCACUCAAACCCCUUGUUCGUUUGGGGAAUCUUACCAAACUCGUGUUAUCGGGGUAUCCUCGUCGUGUUACUUCGAUCGUCACUAGUGGUUUUCAGCUUCGGAGAGUUGCGUUCAUACCCACGGAUAGGUUUGGCCACCCCAGUUUCGACCCAAUACAUCUCUUCUGAACCCAUGACCUCCUGCGUCAUACAAGAUCUAGAUGUGAGCACUGAAAAGAUGCAAAGGUUAACCAACACCGGUCUCGGUCUCGGUGCCGCCAUCUGUAUUGGCAUUAACAUCUUUUCACGGGAACGAGUACACGACUUGCCCCCAAGCUCUUGGCUCGCUUUGAACGCUCAGAAAUGA
Laccaria bicolor S238N-H82 is the source of this 852-nucleotide messenger RNA. RefSeq lists its product as uncharacterized. The record is from RefSeq and is a predicted model, not a curated record. Lineage: Eukaryota; Fungi; Basidiomycota; Agaricomycetes; Agaricales; Hydnangiaceae. The transcript is spliced from 5 exons. The coding region runs from base 1 to 852 and encodes 283 amino acids.